Cyprinus carpio (common carp) is the source of this 4006-nucleotide messenger RNA. RefSeq names its product melanoregulin-like. Gene Ontology annotation, cellular component: melanosome. NCBI's taxonomy places the organism in Eukaryota, Metazoa, Chordata, Actinopteri, Cypriniformes, Cyprinidae. The record is from RefSeq and is a predicted model, not a curated record. The transcript has 4 exons. Gene Ontology annotation, biological process: melanocyte differentiation; melanosome transport. Bases 769 to 1281 code for a protein of 170 amino acids.
UUAGAAUUGUGAAGCAAUUUAGUUAGAAAGAAAGGUCCCAGAUGAGGGUCACAUGAAGUAGUAGCCAUUUCUAUUAUAAACAUAUAUGUAUCCAUCUAAAAUAAGGCAGUUCCAGAUGUAGUGUUUCUGUCUUGAUCUUGGUUAGUCCCAAGGGAAUUUAAACAGUGCAGUCACAUGGCCAGAGUCGCUCAUUAACAAGUUAAGGACACCGCCUGUGAGAAAUAACUUUGGCAGCACAAAUUUCUGUCCUAAUGCGUGGAGGAUGUUGGCUCUACUAUAAGGAACAAUAAUAAUAACUAUGAGUAUGAUGUACUGAAUUUUAGCUCAUUUUAAGGGAAAAACUCCAUCUAUAUUUGUUGCUCUAAAUGGGUGGCUUUUAUUCUGGCUGCUGUCCUAUUCAUGAAACUGCGGAGGAGAAAGAUUGUAUAUUAAGGUAAGCGACAAAGUUUUUUCUUGUAUAGAUUAUAUAUAUAAAGACAAUUGUAUUAUGAAAAAAGAUAAUACAUAAUAAUAUUAAUAGUCAAAAGCAGGGGAGCUAAACAGUCCUGGAGAGCUGCAGAGUUUUGGUUCAACCCUCAUCCAACACACCUGAACAAGUUAAUCAAGGUCUGAUGGGUUAAAGGAAGCUACAGGCAGGUGAGUUUUUAUUAGGGUUAGAGCUGAACUCUGCAGGGCUGCGGCUCUCCAGGACCGGAGUUCUCCAACCCUGGUCUAAAGUCUAAAUAAUAAAGUCUCUAAAUACAGUGUUGCCCUUCCACGAGGUCCAGUAUGUCCGGUGGCAGUGAGACAGCCGUGGCUCAUGAGCUGCAGGACAGCAGAUCUGGACCUGAAAAGGAGGGGAGGACCUGGAGCAGUACUCAAACUUCCAUCUCCACUACUGAGGGGGAAUCAGAUGCUGAAUUACAUGCAUUCAUCAAGAUGAGGAACAAAGUAAACAAAGAUACUGAGGAAUGGGAGAAACUGAACUAUGAUAUCCACACUCUGAGGUGUGCUCGUAAAGAUGUUUGUAUACGCUGGAAGAAGAUCUUGCUUCAGCUGGGUUACCAGAAGGAGGCAGACUCCUUACUGACAGUGAACAGACAGACGGUUCUGAGUGACUGGGAGAAUAUGGAGAAAGCCAGAGAAUUUCUGCAAAUAGUGUCAGAGGAGACAGUCCUCUUCCCCCGUGGACUCAGCAACAGUGAAAGAUACAUCUUUGUCAUGGAUCGACUGGUGUCUCUGGACAGUGCUGAAGACUUUGUGCGGCUGGCCAAAGAGAAAUAUCCAAGAAUUGAGUCUUGAGAUGUAAAGGAACUUUUAAGUUUGGACUCGUUCGCUCUCUUUGAUGCUUCUUCUGCAACGUUUUUAAAGUUUUUAUCAGUAAAUUCAGUCAACAUACUGUUCAGGGGGCCCAGUAACUGUAGCGGUGCCCCUGGAUAAGUGCUUUUAUUGUGGUGUAGACACUCUCUAAAACUCACUAGUAACACUGUUAUUUACAUAAAACUCAAAAGACUUUUAUACUGAUCCCUGUAGAUAGACAGCUGUCUAAAAGAUUCCGAAAUAAGAAUUACUGAAUGCACUUUUAAUAAAUAAUAUAAUUUAAUCUCAAUAAUUGAAUCUAACUAAACCUACAGGGUUUACUUUAUUCUCAGUUAGCCUACGUGUUAAUGUGAAUAGAAUAUCCCCUUUUGUGAUUUUAUGUACUUGAUCAGAUUAGCCAGCAGAGGUCAGUCUAACCUAUUUGAAAGUGCUGUUUUUUUCCUCUCAGCAGUAGUCCAGCAUGAGCUCACUACACAUCUAAAGACACGACAUCCCAUGAUGAAGAUUGACUACAGUGUAUUUCGUAACUCUCUGCUUGAUGCCAUGCAUGUCUGUUUAAUAUCAGAUAAUAAGUGAGUGUGGUCAUAGUUUCAGCUGUGCACGUUGACCUAUAUAUUGUUGUCUCCUGGGCCUGAUCUGAGGGGCCAGAAACAGAUGUGGAGCAGAGAAAGAGAGAGAGAGUUUGCGAAAGCAGUGUAAGGAGGAGGAGGGGGCUUUAUUAUAAAUCUUCUGAGUUUUCAAGCUUGGCUCUCUCUUAUUGCUGAGGGCCAACAGAAACACCUUGUUCUGAUUAUGUGUGUGUGUGUGUGUGUAUGUGUGUGCGUGCGUGUGUGUGUGUGUAUGUGUGUGCGUGCGUGUGCAUGUGUUCAUGUCAGUGUGAUAGUCCUGGCUUUGUUGUCACGUCCCUCUAGCAAUUGGUGGAAAUAUUCAUCCAUGACCAAAGAAAGGACAGGGUCCAACUCUACAGUUUACAUCAUCUCGGGGUCUGUCUAUGAAAGAUGAACUGCCCCCAUUCACCUCGCAGAUGGAGGAAAAUCGGAGCAUUUUAUCCUUAUGAAGGAUAUGUGAUUGUAUUUCAUAAUGACUCUUAUUACUGCUUGAGUCCAACUUCAUAUCAGCUCUACAACUGGGUCAGUCCUAUCGUAUAGCAGAGUGUCUGUCCUUUUUUAUUUUCUUCGGUCAUUUCCCACUCUUUCAUUCACUCUUUAUUAACUUUCUUCCCUUUCAACUCCUGCCACCCUUUCUUUAGUGUUUCUACUUCUCUUUCUUCUCUAUCUCUAGCUGUGUUGCUCAAGUUACUACGGGUGUAUCUUCGAGUUGCACAAGAAAUCUUAUACUUUUUCCAGUUGCCUAGAUCCUGUUGGAUUUAAUACAUGCCAACAGAAGAAAAAAAAAAUGACAAACAGAGUUGUCCAACUGUCCCGCUAUGGGACUGUGGUGGAAAAAUUGGUUAGUUUUAUUUUAGUAUAUCUCAUUUUCUCCUCCAACUUCACUUCCUCCUACAUCGCUGUUUUACCGUUUUUUGUAAAAGGCUUUUGAACUUCUUAGCAUGUUCACUUUUGAAGACUGGGUCAGUACUUCUGCAGCAAUGUAGGAUGAUUUUGAAGUUGGCGGAGAAAAUGAGAUGGUAGUUUUUCGAUAUACCCUAACUGUUUCGAAUGGAACUGUACAAGAGUACGCAUACGCAUUGCAGAGCUACACAAGACAAGCGUUUGAGGUUAAAAAGCAUAUAAUGUUUUAUUAUUUUUCAGAAAAUGGCCAGUUGUUUCGCUAGAUAAGACCCUUCUUCCUCAUCUGGGAUCGUGUAGAAUGCUUUGAAGCUGCACUGAUUUGGACCUUCCACCCAGUUAACCCCACAGAAGUCCACUAUAUAGAGAAAAACCCUGGAAUGUUUUCCUCAAAAAACAUGUUGGAUGACAUGGGUGUGAUGAAAUUAUGAGGAAAUUUUAAUUCAGAAAUGAACUAAUCCUUUAAAUCUUGUUAGUUUUUGUUUUAGCCUACUCUUUAUUACUCUUUAUUUUCUAUUGAAAAAAUAGAAAAUAAAGAUUUUACUGGUCUUAGAUUUUGACAUUACCCUAUCCCUGCAUCUCACACACCACAGGGUGUGACCUACGUGUGUUGUUUGCUGAAGCGUGUAGCAUAUACUAACAUCAAAACUAUGUGUAGUCUCACUGACUAACUCUGGGAAACUUUAUUUACUUACAGGAAACCAAAAUGUUCCAUUACUAACAGUUUACCAUGGUCUCAACACUCCUUAUUAUUCCAAGUACUAAAAACAGUGCCUGAUUUAUCUAAUGAUCAUACUGAAACUAAAAUACUGAACACUGAAAUAUUAUGUCAUUUACAGGCAAUGUCAAAUCUCUCAAUUAUGGCAGAAGUACCUACAAUCAACAGCAAAGCCCUAACAAUAUUUGUUAAUAAUGUCACUUAGUUUAAUAUUUUGUGUAACACCACAAGAUUCAUACAUUUUUAAGUAUGACUUAGGUAUCCAGUCCAAAAGUAUUAAAAUAUUUUUGGGGCCACUGUAUGUGUAUAAUACCAGUAUGUGCCUAUGCAAGUGCGUUUAACAGAUGAUGGGGGAUGUGAGAAUGGUUUUCUCAUCAUAAGAAUAUUUGGCAAAUAGAGCGGCCAGACCUGUCUCUCUCUCGCUCUCUCUGUUUCUCUCUCUCUCUCUCUCUCUCUCUCUCUCUCUCUCUCUCUCUGCUCC